Messenger RNA from Photinus pyralis (common eastern firefly), 1157 nucleotides. RefSeq names its product glutathione S-transferase-like. Gene Ontology annotation, biological process: glutathione metabolic process. NCBI's taxonomy places the organism in Eukaryota, Metazoa, Arthropoda, Insecta, Coleoptera, Lampyridae. The coding region runs from base 369 to 1046 and encodes 225 amino acids. The transcript is spliced from 6 exons. The record is from RefSeq and is a predicted model, not a curated record. Gene Ontology annotation, molecular function: glutathione transferase activity.
AUAUUUACUAUGGCGCAUGCGCAGUAUGACAUGUGUAACCACAGUUUAUUUUAUGCCAAUCUUUUUCACCGUACGCUCUGUUCACACCUAAAACGAAUAAUCGAACGCACCUCGAUUAUGUGUAUUCCAUUGGAUGCUUCCAAUUCUUCAAACAUAACCCCACAAAUCACGAUUUGUGCAUAAUCCUUCGCUUCGAGUUCUUUAGGUUUUUCAGUUUCUUCAGACACAUUGGCCGUUUGUCACAAGUAAAUUGCAUUAAAUAAACAUUGUUACACAAAGAAAAAAAUGGACACCAUGCAAAAUUAUAAGAUGCAGCCCAAAAUGUACAAAUUUUAAUUAAGGCUGAAGGGUGUCCAACCUGAAGACCAAUGCAUCAACCCCGAGCGGAGAACAAUUGCAUAGAGAACGGCAUGACGCCAACGUACCAUUUGACGUACUUCCAAUCGAAAGCAUUGGCCGAGCCCAUCCGUUUCCUCUUCAGUUAUGGCAACAUUGAAUUUGAAGACAUCCGCAUCGAGAAAUCGAACUGGCCGGAAAUCAAACCGAGCCUGCCGUUUGGACAAGCUCCCGUUUUGGAAUUCAACGGAAUUCGAGCCUACCAGAGCAUCGCGAUUACACGAUACGUCGCGAAGCAAGUCAAACUCGCGGGAGCUAACGACGUCGAAGAUCUCGAAAUCGACGCCGUUGUCGACACGGUUAAUGACCUACGCAUUAAAAUCUCGGAGUUUUGCUACGAGAUGGACUCGGUCGCCAAAGAAAGACGUAGACAGUCGCUUUUCGACGAAGUUCUCCCUUACUACCUGGAACGUUUCGAGACUAUCGUCGAGAAUAACAACGGGCAUCUCGCAACGGGAAAGUUAACCUGGGCCGACAUACACUUCGUUGGGAUUCUCGAUUACCUAAGCUUCAUGACGGGGAAGACCAUCAUAGCGGGUUAUCCCGGCCUUCAAAACUUGGAGAAGACGAUCCUGAAUCUUCCAGGUAUCAAGGAAUGGGUUGCCAAACGUCCUGUUACUCGCGCAUAUUCAAUUCACAUCCUUCCAUAAAGGCAUCUUCCGAUUAAAAAGAUGGUCGAUUGCGAAGACGAUCAAGAUAUGAAGGAUGAGGCAGAAGAGACGGAUAGCGUGAAUCUUACCGGAUUUUUAUUCGGAAACAUU